Molecule: messenger RNA, 476 nt
Organism: Chinchilla lanigera (long-tailed chinchilla)
Lineage: Eukaryota; Metazoa; Chordata; Mammalia; Rodentia; Chinchillidae
Product: tubulin alpha-3 chain
Exons: 2
Coding region: 105-476 (123 amino acids)
Biological process (GO): microtubule cytoskeleton organization; mitotic cell cycle
Cellular component (GO): microtubule; cytoplasm
Molecular function (GO): structural constituent of cytoskeleton; GTP binding
Source: RefSeq, a predicted model, not a curated record
AUGAGCCAAUCAAGACGUGGCAUACUGCCUGGUGGCCGGCGGUUGAACACGCCGUGUGUGCUCGAGAGGAGGCGAGAGCCGCGGUGAAGGCGAGUGGAACCGUCAUGAGGGAGUGUAUCUCUAUCCACGUGGGGCAGGCAGGUGUCCAGAUCGGCAAUGCCUGCUGGGAAUUGUACUGCCUUGAACAUGGAAUCCAGCCCGAUGGUCAGAUGCCUAGUGACAAAACCAUCGGCGGCGGGGAUGACUCGUUCAACACGUUCUUCAGCGAGACUGGGGCUGGCAAGCACGUGCCCAGAGCGGUGUUUGUGGACCUGGAGCCCACGGUGGUAGGUAGGUGCUCAGCCCCGGAUGGAGGCUUCCCGGGAGGUUGGGAGAGCCCUGGAAAAGCCCCACGUGGUGGGCUCCUUGACUCCCCCCUGCAAGAAGGACAGGGUAUAAAAGCCUGUGUCAUGACACCGUUGGGUGAGAAGCUCUGA